UUUACAGGUACAAAUGCUGUGUCAAGCACCAUUAAAAACGGCGGACCUUUUCCUCGAGCUUGUCCCAAGUGCAAUAUUCAUUUCAAUCUUAUGGAUCCUCUAAAAAAUCAUAUGAAGUAUUGUUGUCCAGACAUGGUAAAUAACUUCUUCCAGGAAAUGGCCAAAACAGAUUGUUUGAGCACAACAAGCAAGACUGCUGAAUCUGAGAAAGGAAAAUUGAUUAUGUUAGUUAACGACUUUUAUUAUGGGAAACAUGAAGGUGACACCCAGCAGGUACAACAGGAGCAGAAGACUCAUACAUCAUUUAAGUGCUUCAGUUGUCUGAAAGUUCUUAAAAAUAACAUCAGGUUUAUGAACCACAUGAAACAUCACUUGGAGCUUGAGAAGCAGAGCAGUGAAAGCUGGGAAAGCCACACCACCUGCCAGCACUGUUACCGUCAGUUUCCCACCCCAUUCCAGCUGCAGUGCCAUAUUGAAAGUACACACACGCCUUAUGAGUCAUCCACAAUUUGUAAAAUCUGUGAGUUAUCCUUCGAAACAGAGCAAGUUCUUUUGCAACAUAUGAAGGACAAUCAUAAGCCAGGUGAAAUGCCGUAUGUUUGCCAGGUAUGCAACUACAGAUCCUCAGCUUUUUCAGAUGUAGAAACACAUUUUAGAACAGUUCAUGAAAAUACAAAACACUUGCUGUGCCCGUUUUGCCUCAAAGUAAUUAAGAUUGGAGCACCGUAUAUGCAUCAUUACAUGAGGCAUCAAAAAAAAGGAAUAUACCGUUGCACUAAGUGCAGACUGCAAUUUUUGACAUGCAAGGAGAAGAUGGAUCACAAGACUCAGCAUCACCGAACAUUUAGGAAACCCAAACAGUUAGAAGGAUUGCCUCCUGGAACAAAGGUGACUAUUCGAGCAUCUAUUGGAUCUCUUCAAUCAGGGUCAUCACCUACAUCUUCCAUUAGUACGAGCACUUCCACAUUUCAGUUAUCACCUAAAGCAAAAAACACAACCACUAAAAAUAACAGAUCUAACAAGUCAAAAGCAAAAUCAAAACCAGCUACAACGAAGAAGCAAAAUGCAUGGACCAACAGCAGAAAAAAAAAAGAAGUUACAAAUACAGCAUUGCAUAAUCUCAGGUGUCGUGUGGGAGUUCACAAAUGCAUUGAGUGUUACUCAGAAAUAAAAGAUUUUGCAAGCCACUUUCCUGCCUAUGUCCACUGCAGCUUAUGCAGAUACAACACUAGCUGUAGCAAAGCCUAUGUGAAUCACAUGAUGAGUUUUCACAGUGCUCGUCCAAGUAAAAGGUUUUGGAUCUAUAAGAAGCAUUCUGGAGGUGUGACUGUAGUGUGUCUUAACUGUGAUUUCGUGACCGGUGUUUCUGGCUUAGAUAGCAUGGCCACCCAUCUCAGUGAAAGCCACUCUCAUACUUGUCAAGUUGUUAUAGAGAAAGUUUCUGUAGAUAUCCCAACUGCUGAACAAGUAUCUGAGAAACAAGAGCAUGACCCUUCACAUGAAACAAAAGAAUGCAAUAGGAAUCACACUCAAAAAGUUGCAUCAGUUGAAAAGAAAGAAGAAAACUCGUCACUGUCAAAUACAGGAAAUGUUCCUAGUUUGGAACUUGCUGACAACAGCUCUAAGAAUUCCUUGCAUGAGAAAGGAGCAUGUUGUGAUUCAGAUAAUAACAAACAAUUAGUAGAUGAGAAACAAAAAUGUAUUAAUGAGGGAAGUGAGUUGAAAACUUGCCAAAGUUCAGAUAAUGUUACCUUGAAUGAGCAGACUGAAGUACAUAGCUUGGAUGAAACUACACUUUCAGCAAUGAACGCCAGGGACUUAAAACUUACAUUGGGCCAAGAUGUUAGUUUUGAGCAGUUCUUAAGGAAAAGAGAUGAUCCUGAAUCCGUUAGUUCAGACAUUAGUGAACAAGGCAGUAUUCAUUUGGAGCCUUUGACUCCAUCAGAGGUACUAGAGCAUGAAGCUACUGAAAUUCUUCAAAAAGGUAAUGUUGCACCUUCAUCAAAGAAAGCCGGACAACUCUCUGAACAAACAGAGGAGAAUUCUAAAGAAAGCAGUCCCAACAGAAUGGAAACAACUGUAAACAAGACAGAGGAAAAUGAAGCAAGCUGA
Messenger RNA from Eurypyga helias (sunbittern), 2112 nucleotides. RefSeq names its product zinc finger protein 280D-like. Gene Ontology annotation, biological process: regulation of DNA-templated transcription. Lineage: Eukaryota; Metazoa; Chordata; Aves; Eurypygiformes; Eurypygidae. The record is from RefSeq and is a predicted model, not a curated record. The annotation marks the transcript as partial. The transcript is spliced from 12 exons. Gene Ontology annotation, molecular function: DNA-binding transcription factor activity, RNA polymerase II-specific; RNA polymerase II cis-regulatory region sequence-specific DNA binding.